This is a messenger RNA of Tetrahymena thermophila SB210, 462 nucleotides long. Its product is annotated as transmembrane protein, putative. The transcript has a single exon. Lineage: Eukaryota; Ciliophora; Oligohymenophorea; Hymenostomatida; Tetrahymenidae. The record is from RefSeq and is a predicted model, not a curated record.
AUGAACAUAAAUUCAAGGAAAUUUAUAAUUUUUCUUUCACUUUUCAUAUCUAUAAAUUACUUUUUUAAUGCAUGGAAAAUGAAUGAGUAGCUAACUUUAUGCAAAAAAAAAGAAACAAAAUUAAAAGUCAAUUUAAUUAUUCAAAAUUUUUUGUAUUUGUGUUAGUUUUUUUUUUGUUUACUAGCGAUAAAUAUUUAGGUAGAAUAAUGCAAAAUUUAGAUUGCUUUGCUAGUCAUAAAGGUUAUUUAAAUUUUCCCCUUUGUAAUGUUGCUUGUUUAUUUGCUAUUGUAUGAUUUAUUUGUGAGCUGCUUAGUUAAUUUUUGUGUUAUUUGCAAUCAAUAUAUAUGUUCAUUAUUAUUAAAUUUAUUUUGUUUUGCUUUUUUCAUUAUUAAUUAUGUAAUCUAUCAUUUUUUUUGCAGAUCCAGCCAGAUGCUAAUUAUCUAGAAUCAUCUUUAUGGAUGA